This is a messenger RNA of Centropristis striata (black sea bass), 2574 nucleotides long. It is a transcript of the gene cmc2, whose product is annotated as C-x(9)-C motif containing 2. Gene Ontology annotation, cellular component: mitochondrion. NCBI's taxonomy places the organism in Eukaryota, Metazoa, Chordata, Actinopteri, Perciformes, Serranidae. The record is from RefSeq and is a predicted model, not a curated record. The transcript is spliced from 5 exons. The coding region runs from base 349 to 612 and encodes 87 amino acids.
CUCUCGCUGUCGUCAAACCGUUACGAAAGGGUUGCAUGAGGCAGCAUGUCCUACAGGUCCUCAUUGUUUUUGUAGGGUACGUUUAUUUUGUGUACAAAACCAACAGAUUUAGUCGAAAUUGUAGAGUAAUUGUUGUGACCUGCGGGAAUUUUCUACGAGGAGAAAGACGAAGCCCUUCGUGGUCCUUAAGCGGUUUGCAAGGACUUAUCUUGUGUUUCAAACGUUAGCCGAGGCCGAGCAGUUAGCUAACGUUACACUUCAACAAGGUUUGCUGGAAAACUUUCGGAUCAGAUGACACGGUCUCCCCACUGGUAAGUGUCCACUGGAAAAACAAAACCAAGCUUCAAAAUGACAGCUCAGGAUGGAGAGGGAUGGGGAGGCAUGAACCUGUCACCUCACCUGCACACAGACGAGUGUAAUGAACUGAUAAGUCGUCUGAGGCAGUGCCACACAGAGCACAAUGUCAUGAAGUUCUUUGGCACGUGUAACGAUGUGGACCGUGCGAUGCGUGUCUGCCUGAAGAAAGAGAGACUGGAGAAGAGAGAACGCAGCAAGCAACAUGCACAAGAGAUGAGAAAGAGGCUGAAAGAAGGGCUCAAAGAGGAGCUCUAAAAGAUAUUUCACUGCAGCUUUGCCACUGGCACUGCGAGUAUUCAGAUAAUGGGACUUUGAAUUAAGCAUGACACUGUGUAACAGGCCUCCCCUGCUGCUUUUAUACCAAGACAGAGGAAGGGUGAAACUUCUGUCUCCUUAAAAAUCCAGAGAAGUGUUGAUUAUAUUACCAUUGGCAGGUCUAAGUAUCAUGUGCUUUUAGAAGUAGAAGUAUAUUCUGAUAUGAGUUAAGAUAAAAAUUAGUAAGAGGCAAGAUCAUUUCAGUGUUGGGAUCAUAUACCAGCAGUGAUAUGAUUAAAAUGCAAAGAUUAAUCCUAUAUUUAUUGUGUUGUGAACCCCCCAAACACACUUUGGACUUUUAUCAUCUGCACAGGCUAAAACGUGCAGUGUUGCCAGAAUGUUUUAGGUCAACAUAAAAACAACACUUUGGAUUCAAGAUUGCUGGACGGGAUCAUCAUUUAUUUCUCCCUCUGUCAGCAGCACUCUGCAGCUCCAUCAAAGAGAUUAGUGGAGCUGGUGGCAGAACCCUUUCAUCAAACCAUUAUUUAAGUUGUCAGGACACUUCCGGAACAGCAUCAUGUUUUAUUCAUGAAAACGGGGAGCGUUAAUUUCAGACCAUCAGAGAUGCGUGUGAAGAAGACCCAAAACAGGAUGACUCUGGUUUUACUCCCAAUGUGAACACACACCCCUAAAUAUACAUACUGAACACACUCGUUGUUGAAAAGUUUAUUUGAAUGGGAAUCAUAUUGAUUCGUUGCAAGUUUGACUGAUUUCAAAUAAAGUGAAAGUCAUUUAAUGUAAGAAUCCAUGCUUUGGUAUAUAUGUGUCAUUUUAAAACAAAGAAUCAGUUGGAUCGCAGAUCUUGAAACGACCUUAAAGCAUUUAAAUGUGUUUCCUUAAAAGAAACAUUAGAAGAAUGGUUACAAAAUGUUGUAAAAUUGUCAGAUGUAUUGAUACUUUUUGGAUAUUGCGUGUUUAAAAUUAUAAAAUCUCUAUUAAUGAUAGUAUCAAAAGUGUCAAAGCUAUAUUAAAAAAAAACUUUAUCAGAUUUUAAACCCAGGGCUACACAGAUAAAACGAUGGGGAAUAAAUUAACUGGUCCUCAGUCUGUGGCUGGAUAGUGGCUUGAGAAACUUAAAACAAAAACCAAAUAGUGAAAGUACAGUUUCUUUAUUUGAAGUAGCUCACUCUACCCAUCACAACAUGAAUCCAUUUUUGACAGACAUUUAAUUUGUAAGGCACCCCAAGGUGUGCUUAGAGAGACAAAGUGGGGAGAAAAACAUGAAUGAUGAAACACACAUUCAUGGGAUGGUACAUGUUAUUGUGGUUAUAAAAGAUCAGUCAUUUGCAAUAAAUUAUUAAACAAACAUAAGUAGUUCUUUUUAAGUUUUAAAUUUAAAGUUUUAUAUCAAGCACACUUCAAACAUGCCGAUUUGGGAAUUUGGAUCAAAUGCCUUAAAGAAAACCUAAUAGUUCAAAACAAGUAUAAAGAAAUGCAUUUUAUAUCUCAGGUGACACACAAGAAAUUGUCAUAUUUUACAAGUUAAAAUGAAUGAAUAAAUACACAUCAGACCCAUGUCCUAAAGGAUCAGUGAUUAACACUCAGUGGACCUGAGUGGUUUGUGUUCAGUAGCCACAUUCCACAGGUCCUUCUCAAGAAGCAGGAUAUUAACUGUGACCGCACAAGGAAUCGUCAAAGAAGGACCCAUCCUGUAUAGAAAAAAAAAAUCUACUGACUACUACUGGUAACUUAAGCCUAAUGGAGUCUUUGGUCACAAAACUGCUGUUGUUCUCUGUAGCUGAUUAUAUCUCUGGCUAGUUAGGAUGAAUGGAUGUGUUUUUUGUUUUUAUUUUUCACAAAAGUUAAUUUAUAUUGAUUACUUAAUGACUUUAAUGGCAAAGUGUCAUACAAUUCUUUAUCAAACCAUUAAUUAUUCCCUGCAAUAAAAAAAGAUGAUUACAA